This is a messenger RNA of Tripterygium wilfordii, 989 nucleotides long. Its product is annotated as transmembrane emp24 domain-containing protein p24delta9-like. The transcript is spliced from 4 exons. Lineage: Eukaryota; Viridiplantae; Streptophyta; Magnoliopsida; Celastrales; Celastraceae. Gene Ontology annotation, cellular component: endoplasmic reticulum-Golgi intermediate compartment; endoplasmic reticulum; COPII-coated ER to Golgi transport vesicle. The record is from RefSeq and is a predicted model, not a curated record. Gene Ontology annotation, biological process: Golgi organization; intracellular protein transport; endoplasmic reticulum to Golgi vesicle-mediated transport. The coding region runs from base 119 to 754 and encodes 211 amino acids.
CGUUACUGGAUGCGCCCAUGCGAGAAACAGAAACAGAAAUAGAUCUCGGAUUCGAGACGAUCGAGACCUGAAGAAGGAAAACACACCUGGUUUGAUCCUCAAAUUGACGCACAAAAAAAUGUUUGGAUUGAAUACUGUUGUGAUUAUAAUUCUAGGGUUACUGUCAAUAACGGCACAAUCUCUGCGGUUCGAUCUGCAAUCGGGGCAAACAAAGUGCAUUUCGGAGGACAUAAAGAGCAAUGCCAUGACCGUCGGCAAGUACAGCGUCGUCAAUCCCAGCGAAGGACACUCUAUGCCGGAGACCCACAGACUCACUACCAGGGUGACUUCUCCAUAUGGGAACAAUCAUCACUAUGGGAAUCAUGUGGAAACAGGAAAUUUUGCAUUCACAGCUGCAGAGGCUGGUGAUUACACUGUUUGUUUUUGGGCACCUGAUCAUAAGCCUCCAGCAACAGUGACAAUUGAUUUUGAGUGGAGAUCUGGUCUACAUGCUAAGGAUUGGUCUAAUGUUGCUAGGAAAGGCCAGAUUGAAGUAAUGGAACUUGAGUUGAAGAAAUUGUAUGACACUGUAAUUUCCAUUCAUGAUGAGAUGUUUUAUCUCCGCGAGAGGGAGGUAGAAAUGCAAGAACUUAAUAGAUCAACAAACACCAAAAUGGCUGGCCUCAGUUUCCUUUCGCUCAUGGUUUGUUUGUCAGUAGCGGGUUUGCAAUUAUGGCAUCUGAAGACGUUCUUCGAGAGGAAAAAGCUGCUCUAGUUUCCCUUUGACAAAUUUCCAGAAUUUAAGUUCUCACAUCUAGUUCUCUGUUUAGUAGUAAACUGCUUACACACACCAUCUUCAAUUGUCUGUUGAGGCUAGAGUUCCGGAUCCAAUUUACUAAUAGGCUGCUGUUUGUAUAACUAAGAAUCUUAAGGUAGAACAUAUUCCAUUGUGAUGUAGGACUAGUGGCAAGCAAUUAUAAAGAAAAUCGACUAGCAGGAUUGAAAUGUCA